This is a messenger RNA of Portunus trituberculatus (swimming crab), 4020 nucleotides long. RefSeq names its product high affinity cAMP-specific and IBMX-insensitive 3',5'-cyclic phosphodiesterase 8A-like. Gene Ontology annotation, biological process: positive regulation of ERK1 and ERK2 cascade; signal transduction. Gene Ontology annotation, molecular function: 3',5'-cyclic-nucleotide phosphodiesterase activity. The transcript has 21 exons. NCBI's taxonomy places the organism in Eukaryota, Metazoa, Arthropoda, Malacostraca, Decapoda, Portunidae. The record is from RefSeq and is a predicted model, not a curated record. Bases 622 to 3576 code for a protein of 984 amino acids.
UGUACUGUGAGGGGCCAGCUGUUUCUGGCUAAAAGGUUGACUGUCUGCCUGUAUUCCUGCUAAAUUCCGCUUUAUUUGACUGUACCCGAGGGCGUGGGGGGGAAUGGUGGCUGCGUGGGCGGCGUGGUGACCUGUGGGCGUGCGUGGGCGGCGGGAGAGGCUCGUGUGGGCGUGGAAUAAGGCUGAAAUAAGGGGCAGAAGAGGAAGGAGCUAGACACACCCCUGUCACUAUUAUAUUUCUCUCUCUACUCUCUCUCUCUCUCUCUCUCUCUCUCUCUCUCUCUCUCUCUCUCUCUCUCUCUUCAGCAUCAAGAGUUAAAGUGAGGUGAUGUGUGGGAGCCAAGAUGGAGGUGUGGGUGGUGUGUGGGUGUGAGGGUGCGCUAGGAGGCGUCCACCCCCUCCGGCCCAGCCCCUGCCCCCCUCUGAGCAGCCCCCUAGACCGUGCCGGCCCCGCUAAGCCCCCCAUACCCUCACACGGCUGCCGGGGCUGUGAACGGGACAACCAAGGGUGCACAAGGAGGUGAUGGAGGUAACACAGGAAAGUGACUCGUGCAUAGAGCGAAUCGCCACCCAUUGGACACCCCUGCCCCCCCAGACAGCCCCACCACCCCAGAGAGAGGCAUGGGGUGUGCUCCGAGCCUUCAUGUCUCCACCAACUUGUCUAAGGAGGAGGAGGAGGAGGAGGAGGUGGGAGGAGGAGGAGGAGGAGGAGGGACGCAUACUCAGACAAACGUACAGACACACAUUGCCAAUACUGUGUCGGCUAAUCACCAGACGUCUUCAAACACGCAUCUUGGUCCCGGGUCACGACAGCAGGUCACCCACGCUUGGGAUGAUGCGCCACAGUCCAUGCGGCUGGUGACAGGAGGGUUGGCAUCUCAACUGGGGCUCAUUAAGAACUCCCAGAGACACCUCAAGGUCCUUUUAGUCUUCGGAAAGGAAGAUUCAAUUUACCAGACAUGGAAAACAGCAGUCACUCGCCGCGGGCACUCCCACACACUCUCCCGCACCCUGGAGGAGGCCGUGAGGGUGGCGGGGGAGGAGGGGCCAGAGGUGGUGGUGGUGGACGCCCGGCCUUCUCGUGGACUGAAUGCCAAGGCUGUGUGUGGGGCUGUGAGGCAAAGACAAACUGAAACUGGCUAUGCUCCAGUCUUAGUAGCUGUUGUGAAAAAAAGUUUUGCGGACCGGGACAGUGCCACAGUUGGUCCAAUGCUCAGCGCUGGUUUUAAUAGGGUGGUGACAGAGAGCAGUGCCGUGGGUGUUGUGCUAAAUGAACUGGUCCAGGUGGAGGUGUGUGAUGUGGCAGGCCAGGCAAGGCUACGUGGGUGUCAGGCGCUGCUGGGGGCCCUGGACGCCUGCCGUGAGCUGGUCCACAUCACCGACACACACCACAACAUCAUGUUCAUCAACAAAGCGUGCGAGAACAUCCUUGGCUACACAAUGGAUGAGGUCGCAGAGAGGAACCUUUGGGAACUCCAUACGUCAGAUGUAAACAAACAAGAUGGCCGCCAGACAGACCACCACAGGCCUUCCUUGGAGUUCCGACAGGUCCCCCCACAGGCCCUGCACGAUGCCACCCCGACACAUAGGCCUAUACAGGAGCAGGAUAAGCCUAUACAACCUGAUAGCAAGGUACCGUUAGAGAUGCCCGAAGCGGUGAAUUCGCAAAUGAAACGUGGCAAGGAGUGGGAGGGGGUGGUGACCUACAGGCGGAGGUCUGGGGGCGCCCUACACCUCCCCUCCAAGGUCAUUCCAGUCAUGGUGCCUCUGACCAAACACCAGCAACACUACAUCUAUGUGAGCGACACACACGCGCUGGACCGCCUGGAACUCUCGGCAGCGAACGUGGACCACUUUCAUCCUCGUGGCUCCAUCAAGUCACUCAGGAAGGGCUCACAUGACAUCAGAUCCCUUAGCAGUGACGGAGUGACAGAGGCGUGGGAGUCAGUGGCUCAACACAAAGUAAGCAGCGCGCAGGAGAAAGAACGCUUCUCUUUCUCUCGGCCGGCAGAGAAGAAGGCAAGGGAAGGACCCCAGGGAAUCAUCCGUCGCCAGAGCCUAGUCAAGCUACACUCCCUGACGAUUGAGGCACCAAUCACCCGAGUGUUUUCCAUCAUUUCUGCGGCCCAGGAGAAUUCCCCAGCUUACGUGGCCCAGGCGUUAGAGAGGGCCAUUGAAAUACUGCGGUCCACUGAGCUGUACUCCCCACAGCUCAUCCCCUCGGCUGCUGUGGAGACAUCUGUUAGUAGGUCUGUUGCAGCCGAUCCUGUUGCUACGGAUUUGCUGGGAGGGCUCUUGGCGCAAGGGCCCAAGCCGCUGCUGUCCGCCCGCCGCAGCAGCAACGACACAGCAGUGAAGGCCACACAGCAGCUGCCUCGAUCCUCCAUCCCAGUGCUGCACCAACAAGCUUCGUCUGCCAUUAGAGAGUUACUGGCAGAGGACAUGUCAUGGAGCUUCGAUAUCUUCAAACUCGAGCGGAUAUCGGAUAAACGGCCCCUCGUGUGGCUGGGAAUGUCGUUACUCUGCCGGUUUGACGUCCCGGACACGCUGGGCUGCGACGAGAACACACUGCAGAACUGGCUUACCCUUAUAGAGGCAAACUACCACAGCGACAACACUUACCAUAACUCCACCCAUGCUGCUGACGUCCUCCAGUCCACUGCCUAUUUUCUCAGCAAGGAGCGGAUUAAACAGCUGCUAGACCCCUUGGAUGUCGCCGCCUGUCUUGUGGCUGCUGUUGUGCAUGAUGUUGACCAUCCAGGGAAGAAUAGUGCGUUUCUUUGCAACACCAACAAUGAGCUGGCAAUCUUGUACAACGACCUCAGCGUUCUGGAGUCACACCACGUCGCUGUCUCCUUCAAGCACACCAGGUCGGACGAGAGAGUCAACAUAUUCAAGGCCCUAGACCGGGACACUUACAAACACCUCCGGAAGAGCAUCGUUGACAUGGUGUUGGCCACAGACAUGACCAAACACUUCGAACAUGUCAGCAAAUUUGUCAACAUGGCCGGCUGCAGCAGUGGUGGUGGUGGUGGCGGUGGUGGUGGUGGUGAUGAUGAUGACGAUGGUGGUGUGUUUGAGGAUGACCCCUCAGCGCCCCCAGACCUGCUCUCGUUUGGCAGCCCAGAAAAUAUUAUAAUCAUCAAGAGAAUGUUGAUAAAAUGUGCAGAUGUCAGUAACCCACUUAGACCACUGCCUUUGUCCAUCGAUUGGGCCUACAGGAUUGCUAACGAGUACUUCAACCAGACGGAGGAGGAGAAACAGCGCUCCCUUCCUAUCGUGAUGGCUCAGUUUGAUCGGACGACAUGCUCCAUUCCAAAGUCACAGAUUGGUUUCAUCGACUUCUUCAUAAAUGACAUGUUCGACGCUUGGGACGCUUUGGCAGACAUCCCCGAGCUUCUAGAAUACUUAAGAAUGAAUUAUUUGUAUUGGAAGGAAGAGGAGGAAAGAAGUGAGAGAGCAAGCACAUACACUCCCUCCCCCCAUGCACCACCACCAUCACCACCUCUCUCACCACCUACUGAGGACGGGAACAUUAAGGAGGAGGAGGAGGAGGAGGAAGAGGAGCAAGGGUAGUUUAUAAUGUAUGUGUGUACGUGUGUGUGUGUGUGUCGAACUUUUUUCAUACAGAGAGAAAGUGAGAUAGUUUUAAUUGUGCCAAAUUAUCGUAAGUUCGAGAGAGUUACAAAUACUUGAGAUAUUACAGAUUAUUAUUGUUAUUACUAUUGCUAGGGAGUGUUGAAUAUUAAAAAGUAUAUAUAUUAAUGUACAGUUAACAAUAAUUUUAAUGUUAAACGAAUUUACUAAUAAUAUUUUUAAUGAGAGAGUUUAUGGGGGUCGAGAUUAUUAUUAUUGUUAUUAUUAUUACGUAGGGUAAAUGUUAUUAAUUAAUUAUAUAUAUAUAUUUAUGAAAGAUUUAUUGUAGUGUGUGUGUGUGUGUGUGUGUUUUAAAUUAAGUAAAGUAUAUUAAUUAAAACACUCAUAAGUUUGAAAUUACUUUACUAAACAGUAGUAAUAGUU